ACCACACCCCUCUUCCCAAUCCAGUACGAGAGCUCAGACCCCAAAGACCACGAAGAGAUGACCUCCCGCAAACGCAACGACCCCUUUGACCUCGGCGUCAGCGACGAUUCCGAUGAAGACAAGGGCUACGACUCGGCCGCGGACGAGGAGAAGGGCAAAGGCCCUCGCUCGGCGAAGCGGCGCCGUGUGGUGAAUGAUCUGCACGGACUGGAGUCCGAGGACGAAGACUAUGAAUCUGGGUCUGAUAGUGAGGGAGAGGGAGUGAAGGGCAAGGGCAAGACCUCCUCCGCAGCGGGUAGUCGUCGUCGCGCGCAACCUACCACCUCCGACGACGAGGAGGAGGAAGAAGAAGAACAUGCGACAGCCUCGGCAGCAGCAGCAUCAACAACAAGAACAGCCUCAGCCACAGCAGCAGCAACCUCCGCACCCACCAAGAAGCAAACCACCACGAAACCCAUCCUCAAAAAAGACAAGAAAAACAAAACCGGGGUAAUCUACCUCUCCUCUCUUCCACCACACCUCAAACCCUUCGCUCUGAAAAAUAUCAUCGAAUCGCGCGGUUUUGGCCCGAUCACGCGGGUGUUUUUGACGCCAGAAACCAAAAAGCGGCAUGCGACGAACAAGCGCCGCAAGGCGUACGCGGACGGGUGGCUGGAGUUUGCGAGCAAGAAGACGGCGAAGAUCUGCGCGGAGACGCUGAAUGGGAAUAUCAUCGGGGGGAAGAAGGGGGGAUUCUACCACGAUGAUAUCUUGAACUUGAAAUACCUCAAAGGGUUCAAAUGGAAUGACUUGCAGGAGCAGAUUUCGCGUGAGCGGUCGGAGAGGGAGGCCAGGCAGCGGGCGGAGGAUUCGAAAGCGAGGAAGGAGGAUAAGGUGUUUCUGGAGGGGGUGGAGAGGGGCAAGGUUCUCGAUGGGAUUCGGAAGAAGAAUGAGGAGAAGGAGAGGAGGAAGUUGGUCAAGAGUGAUGAUGGGGCAAAGGUGGAGGGGGCUGCUGCUGAGCAGACCAAGAAACAUGAUGAUCUCAAGAUUCGCCGGGUGUUCAGACAGAAUGAGGUCAAGAUGGGCAGAGAUAAGAGUACGGAGGAGUUUCAGGAUCUCGGGGCUGAUACUAAGAGGGUCCUGGGGAAGAUCUUUUAGAUGGAUGUGUAUCAUGUUCCUAUGUAUAGUGUAUAGGGCAUCUGCUCUUUGCUUUGAUUAUGGAUAUCCCUAUGUUAUAAAAUGAG
This is a messenger RNA of Aspergillus saccharolyticus JOP 1030-1, 1223 nucleotides long. Its product is annotated as RNA-binding ATPase activator ESF2. Gene Ontology annotation, cellular component: nucleolus. Gene Ontology annotation, biological process: endonucleolytic cleavage in 5'-ETS of tricistronic rRNA transcript (SSU-rRNA, 5.8S rRNA, LSU-rRNA); small-subunit processome assembly; endonucleolytic cleavage in ITS1 to separate SSU-rRNA from 5.8S rRNA and LSU-rRNA from tricistronic rRNA transcript (SSU-rRNA, 5.8S rRNA, LSU-rRNA). The record is from RefSeq and is a predicted model, not a curated record. Gene Ontology annotation, molecular function: RNA binding. The transcript has a single exon. The coding region runs from base 58 to 1137 and encodes 359 amino acids. Lineage: Eukaryota; Fungi; Ascomycota; Eurotiomycetes; Eurotiales; Aspergillaceae.